Molecule: messenger RNA, 234 nt
Organism: Antrostomus carolinensis (chuck-will's-widow)
Lineage: Eukaryota; Metazoa; Chordata; Aves; Caprimulgiformes; Caprimulgidae
Gene: COX7A2
Product: cytochrome c oxidase subunit 7A2
Exons: 3
Biological process (GO): mitochondrial respirasome assembly; mitochondrial electron transport, cytochrome c to oxygen; regulation of oxidative phosphorylation
Cellular component (GO): respiratory chain complex IV
Source: RefSeq, a predicted model, not a curated record
GGUCUUCGCCAGCUUUCCCAGAGGACCAUAAGCACUGCUUCACGCAGACAGUUUGAAAAUAGAAUUCGUGAGAAGCAGAAGCUUUUUCAGGAGGAUAAUGGCAUCCCAGUGCAUCUUAAAGGUGGUUUAAUGGAUGCUCUCUUGUAUAGAGUCACCAUGGGUAUUUCAGUUUUUGGAACAGCCUAUGUUGUUUACCAGCUGCUUGUCACUUCAAUGCCCAAGAAGCAGAAAUGA